Messenger RNA from Neurospora tetrasperma FGSC 2508, 180 nucleotides. RefSeq lists its product as uncharacterized. The annotation marks the transcript as partial. The record is from RefSeq and is a predicted model, not a curated record. NCBI's taxonomy places the organism in Eukaryota, Fungi, Ascomycota, Sordariomycetes, Sordariales, Sordariaceae. The transcript has a single exon.
AUGUGCUAUCAGGUGGUCGAACUUUACGCGGUGUGCAAGUGCCUCUACUACCAGCACGCUGUUGAUCGGUGCGCGGCAUAUGGGCAACCCGGCCAUUCUCCUCAUAAGAAGGAGGUUUUGGUAGGACACUCUUGCGGCAUUCACUCGCGCCGUAGCGGACAUUCCUACGGCGCAUCACAC